GUUCCAGAAGAAAAAGCACAACAUACAAACGAACAAAAAGCGCGCGAAAUACGUGGCAACGCUACAGGUCUCCGAAACAAGCCGCGACCACCAUGGCCACAAAAACGUGGCUCUACGCCGUCCUGAUCGGUGCCGCUGCAACCACCGCCCUGAGGUCCCUGCCAAAUCCGAUGCCAAGCGGCGAUAAAUUUCACAAAGCGUGCAAAAAUGUCUUCGAUUAUUUCUCAACGUGUGACGAUGCAGUAUGGGCCACCGAGACGUUCAAGAAGAACAGAAGGAAGUACAUUCCUCUAGUGCCGAGAAGCGUCUUCCCGCAAGCCGUGGCGGAUUGCCUAGAAAACUCGUUAUCCGUAUUUGAGUGGGAGAUAGUUUGCAGUGACGCAAUGACGCUUAGGAAGGCUUUGAAAUGCUAUGGGAGAACUAUGAUGAAAAUCACGCCUCCAGAUGGCAUGGAAGUUGUUCGCGAACUAGUCACCGUAUUCGAGGAGUGCAUGGACGGCAUCAUCAAUUCUUCGAUGACAACUACGAAGACACCCAUGGCAUAAACCAUGGCUCCGACCAUGGCACCAACCAUGGCACCAACAAAGAAAAAAUAACAAUGUCAGUAAUAAAGAUAUAGCGCAAAGU
Messenger RNA from Rhipicephalus microplus (southern cattle tick), 627 nucleotides. RefSeq lists its product as uncharacterized. Lineage: Eukaryota; Metazoa; Arthropoda; Arachnida; Ixodida; Ixodidae. The record is from RefSeq and is a predicted model, not a curated record.